CCUUGUCCUUGCCGUCCUCGCUGUCAGAGACAAACACACAUGGCGAAAAUGAGCAAAGAGACCAAACAGCGGCUGCAGCAGCUCUUCCAGUGCGGCCAGUUCGUCAUCCGAUGGGGCUUCAUCCCCACCGUGCUCUACCUCGGUUUCAAACGUGGAGCAGACCCAGGAAUGCCUGAGCCAACAGUCUUCAGUUUGCUAUGGGGCUGAGGAACAUCUCCCCACAGCCAAUCCCUUCUCCUCUUCAAGACCAUGUGACCCACCUCAGUGUUGGACUUAUUAUGGAUGUUAUUUUUCACUUUCCUGUUCACAACUCAACCUCAUAUCUGAGCAGUGAUGAACCAACGUCACCUGUGGCCAUAUUGUGUAUGGCUCUGUUAUAUUGACAGUAAAAGUAUGGAACGUAUUGGCAGCAGAGACGGAAGAUAUUUGGAUCAACUACAUGGAGUCAAAACUGCGUCCCUAAAACAAGAAAGAAGCUGUGUUGACCAGAAUGAAAGUUGAUAUUUUUUUUGAAUGCGUGUCACCAAUGUUUGGAUUUAUCAUCCAUUCCAUGUGUUUCCUCUUUUAUUUGUAAUUUAAAAUUCAUGAAAAUAAAUCCUCAGCAAAAUGUCA
This is a messenger RNA of Limanda limanda (common dab), 612 nucleotides long. It is a transcript of the gene tomm7, whose product is annotated as translocase of outer mitochondrial membrane 7 homolog (yeast). Gene Ontology annotation, cellular component: mitochondrial outer membrane translocase complex. Gene Ontology annotation, biological process: protein import into mitochondrial matrix. Bases 40 to 207 code for a protein of 55 amino acids. The record is from RefSeq and is a predicted model, not a curated record. The transcript has 3 exons. NCBI's taxonomy places the organism in Eukaryota, Metazoa, Chordata, Actinopteri, Pleuronectiformes, Pleuronectidae.